Molecule: messenger RNA, 3520 nt
Organism: Chelmon rostratus (copperband butterflyfish)
Lineage: Eukaryota; Metazoa; Chordata; Actinopteri; Chaetodontiformes; Chaetodontidae
Gene: map2k2b
Product: mitogen-activated protein kinase kinase 2b
Exons: 11
Coding region: 860-2047 (395 amino acids)
Biological process (GO): protein phosphorylation
Molecular function (GO): protein kinase activity; ATP binding
Source: RefSeq, a predicted model, not a curated record
CGCCCCCCCCACCUCUGCUGCUGAUACUGGGACCCGGCCGGUGUCUGCAGAAACCACACACCUGCCAUCGGAAAGACGGGGCAAGGAUAAACUGGCAGACACUACAGUCUUAUUAGGCUGGUGUUUUUAUCGUAAACAGCUGGGUGGGAAACAGUAGUGGAAGCGUUUGUGAAGUGCAACAGUCGCUUGCUAUCAGCUAUCGUUAAAUGUGGGACGUUACCAUCAAGCAACAGCCAGCAGAUGACGUUAGCUAGCUAGCUAGCUAACCUGAAGUGCUGCUAGUCAUGGCUCUGGUUUUGAAAAUAUUCUGUUUACCGUUACGUUGUAGCUAGUUAGUUCAUCGUAAAUUAAUUUAAAAGUCAUUUCACGUGAGUGCAGUGACCGUAAUGCCAAUUAUUGUCCCAACCAGUGUAAGUACUGCUGUGUCUCAUCAUUUAAAAGAACUAGUCUAGCUAACGUUAACUUAACAUUAGCCAACUAGCUAACGUUAGCGGUAUGCUGCCCCACUCUCUUUAAUAAUUAGCAGUUUUGCUCAUUGAGUUGUGACACAGAGCGAGAUCAUUGAAGCGGACUCUGCGGGCAAGUUCGUGUUAAGUGUUGACCCGAUACUAAAGUUUUGUCAUAUUUACCUUGGUUAACUGUCCAGCCUGAUAAUUGACAGUAAUCUGACAGGAAACGGAAAAUUCAUCGAUCGUUAGUCCAGUUUGCAUCUACAGCCGAUCACAAAGAAAAUUACCUUUUCUGUCAUUUUCAAGGCAGACGCCUCUACGUCGGCAGAGGUUAAGAUUAGGAAAUUAUCAUUUGUAGCCCAGAGAUAAGUGCCACUUAAGCCCAGCUCAUAGUUCAUCCACAAGUGAACAUGGCUCCUAAAAAGAGACCAGUGCCCUUAAACAUUGCUCCUACUAGCGAUGGCUUAUCCACCUCCAACAACUCUGACGUUACAUCUGAGGCCAAUUUAGAAGCACUUAAAAAAAUACUGGCUGAGUUGGAUCUGGAUGAACAACAGAAGAAAAGGUUAGAAGCUUUCCUUACCCAGAAGGCCAAGGUAGGCGAGAUGAGAGACGACGACUUCCAUCGUAUCUGUGAGCUUGGCGCAGGGAAUGGAGGAGUCGUCAAUAAGGAAUGCCACAAACCUUCAGGAAUAAUCAUGGCCAGAAAACUCAUUCACCUUGAAAUUAAACCUGCUGUCAGAAACCAGAUCAUCCGCGAGCUUCAGGUGCUGCAUGAGUGUAACUCUCCCUACAUUGUGGGCUUCUAUGGAGCAUUUUACAGUGAUGGAGAGAUCAGCAUCUGUAUGGAACACAUGGAUGGUGGCUCUCUGGAUCAGGUGUUGAAAGAAGCAAGGAGGAUCCCUGAAGAGAUUCUUGGCAAAGUCAGCAUUGCUGUUUUGAGAGGCCUUGCUUACCUCAGAGAAAAGCACCAAAUAAUGCACAGAGACGUGAAGCCUUCAAACAUACUGGUGAACUCGCGUGGGGAAAUCAAGUUGUGUGACUUCGGUGUAAGCGGCCAGCUCAUAGACUCUAUGGCCAAUUCCUUUGUUGGGACAAGAUCCUAUAUGUCGCCUGAGAGAUUGCAGGGAACCCACUAUUCUGUGCAGUCAGAUGUGUGGAGCAUGGGGUUGUCCCUUGUAGAGCUGUCAAUCGGACGCUUCCCCAUCCCUCCCCCAGAUGCUAAAGAACUGGAGGCCAUAUUUGGAUGUCCCAUCUCGGAUGGUAGUGAGAGAGAGACGCACAGCACUUCGCCCAGACCCAGACCACCAGGUCGAACUGUUAGCGGUCAUGGUCCUGCAAUGGCUAUCUUUGAACUACUAGACUACAUAGUAAAUGAGCCCCCUCCCAAACUACCACAUGGCAUUUUCACCUCUGAUUUCCAGGACUUCGUGACAAAGUGUCUCAUCAAAAAUCCAGCAGACAGGGCUGAUUUGAAAAUGUUGAUGAACCAUACAUUUAUCAAGCGGUCUGAGGCAGAGGAGGUAGACUUUGCUGGCUGGCUUUGUAAAACCAUGGGGCUGAACCAACCUAGAACUCCCACACGCACUGCAGACUGAACACAUGCUCUCAACACACCAACACACACAGUAUGUACAUGUAAAAACAUGGAGAAGCUGCUGCCUAAACAUACACAUCUCGUUUGCCACAUGCUCCCUCAGGUGAAUCUCUGAAGUCUCCGUCUAUCAACGGAACUCUACUGACAUGUAAGCCAGGUGAUCACAUGCUAGGAAAGAUAUAUAGUGUCCACAGUUUGCACCCUUUGUGGAAAGUCAAUUACACAGGGAUUCUGUUAUCCAGAGAUACUUCCUUUUAAAUCAAUUCCAACAUAAUUUUGGUGAAUGUCAGUUGGCAACGUAGAGAAUGUUGGUCAUGACUAAUUUGCGUUAAGUUCAGUUCUAGAAUUUGGGCCAGUAACUCUCUUAUUUGGAGACUAACAAACCUACAGCUGCUAAAUUGGAAUCCUAGUAUAAAUGCAAGACAGCAUUCGCAUAUGUCACCAUUACUACACCUAUGCCUAGUGUUCAGCACUGCUGCACAAUUUUUCCUUGUUUGGCUGAUAAAGGCACAUUUGGCUUUUGUUCAGCCUCACCCAACAUCCUGCAGUCGUGUAGACUUUUCAUGCUGUAUCAAAACUGAAAAAGAUAGCCCUUAUGAGGAAAUCAAAAUGCAUAUAAUAGCUGUGUGGUUUUAGAACAUUUUUCUUUUUCAAUCCUGCUCCUGGUUUUCUUGUCCGAAUUCAUCAAAAGAGUUCUGGGCUUACAGCAACAAGUGUGUCAAUCCCAGUUAUUACAAUCAUUGUCAAGCAUCUGUACAUGUACAGGCAGAGGGGGAUAUAUAAAUUAGUUUUUAUAUGUGUAAUGCAAGCACAUUGGGAAAUGUUUAAGUAUAAGUUUAUUGUACCAAACAGGUCGGGUUAUGUGUGUCUGUGUUAGCAAGAGAUGAGUGAGUAUAGGAUGUUUUUUGGGGUUUUUUUUUGCAUUUGUUGCCUGAUUUAUUUGAUUUAUUUCUACAGAUUUUGAGAUGUCUUGAGGUGAAGCACAAUGUUUAAAGCAUUUUAGCAUGACCCUCAUGUCAAAGCCAAAAAUAAUAAUAAUAAAAAAAAAGUUACAACCAUCAAUGCUCCCUCUGUAUGUUUGGGCAUUUAAUUGUAUAGCAGCAUCCUCAGCUUAUUCUGGUACCAUUAGCUUCAGAAAGGCUGCCUUUGGAAAUACUAGAAAUUCAUCCCUGGACAGUAUCUGCUGUAACAAGACUUCUUUUAUCUCUUGAGGGAGCUGCAUCGUGACUCACUGAGCAGUCACAGCAGAAACAAAUGGUUAUUUCUUUGUAUUGGCUGUAAUGUAAACAGGGCAUGGAUAUGCUAUUGAAGUGCACCCUGUCUUGUGGCAGGAAUAGGGUUUUUUUGCUCCUUUGGUUGUACUUGUGUACUUCCUCCCUUAUGUAAGGGUUUAAAGAUAUAGAUGUUUUUUAUGGUACAAUCAUCAAAAGCUUUGUCUUUAUAAAGUCAUAAUUGUCAAUAAAUGGUAUGUAUU